AUGUCCUCAAAUUCACAGUACACAGGUCCCUGGACAUCCCGCCGUGUCCGAGAAGAAUUCUUCGAGUACUUCAGGGCUAGGGACCACACUUUUGUUCGUUCGUCCCCGACAAUCCCUUUCGAUGACCCGACUCUGCUCUUCGCCAAUGCUGGCAUGAACCAGUACAAAUCAAUAUUCCUGGGCACCGUCGAUCCCAACUCUGAGCUUUCCAAGGUCAAGCGUGCCUUCAAUUCCCAGAAGUGUAUCCGUGCUGGCGGAAAACACAACGAUCUCGACGACGUUGGAAAGGAUUCCUACCACCACACCUUUUUCGAGAUGUUGGGCAACUGGUCCUUUGGCGAUUAUUUCAAAAAAGAAGCUAUCAAGUACUCCUGGGAUUUGUUGACUCGCGUAUACGGCCUCUCCCCGGAUCGACUCUACGUCACAUACUUUGAAGGAGACCCCGCCAACGGUCUUGAACCCGAUUUGGAAGCCAAAGAGUGCUGGCUCGAAUAUUUGCCUGAGGACCGUGUCCUUCCUGGAAAUGCAAAGGAUAACUUCUGGGGUGCGUGGUGUCACCCUCCCGAGUUGGAUUUGGCUAACCGACGUGGCAGAGAUGGGCGCUACCGGUCCCUGCGCGAAAUCCACUACGACCGAAUUGGUGGACGCCAAGCUGCCCACCUUGUCAAUCAGGACGACCCCGACGUUCUCGAGAUCUGGAACAAUGUCUUUAUCCAGUUCAACCGCGAACCUGAUGGCACCCUCAAGCCCCUCCCCGCCAAACAUGUCGAUACAGGAAUGGGCUUUGAGCGACUCGUUUCAGUUAUUCAAGACAAGCGAUCCAACUACGACACCGACGUUUUCACGCCUAUCUUUGCCAAAAUCCAAGAGUUGUCGGGUGUUAGGCCAUAUGAGGGUCGAUUUGGUGCUGAUGACGCGGAUGGCAUUGACACUGCCUACCGUGUUGUUGCAGACCAUGUUCGAACUUUGACCUUUGCCCUCAGCGACGGGGGUGUUCCCAACAACGUCGGGCGAGGAUACGUCCUGCGACGUGUUCUUCGACGAGGUUCGCGGUACGCCCGCAAAAAGCUCGGUGUCCCUAUCGGAUCCUUCUUCUCUUCCCUUAUGCCCGUUGUGGUUGAGACUAUGGGUGACAUUUUCCCCGAGAUUACCAAGAAGGUGGAUGAUAUCAAGGAAAUCCUUGACGAAGAGGAGGAAUCCUUCUCCCGCACCUUGGAUCGUGGUGAAAAGCUCUUUGACCAAUACGCCGCCAAAGCCAAAGCCGAGGGCAGAAAGGAGCUCAGUGGUGCUGAUGUCUGGCGACUCUACGAUACCUACGGUUUCCCCGUUGAUCUCACCCGAUUGAUGGCUGAAGAGUUGGGCUUGGGUAUCAAUGAUGCGGAGUUCGAAGAGGCACAAAGAAAGUCCAAGGAGGCGAGCAAGGGUACCGCCAAGAAGGACACUGCUGAAAUCGUCAAGCUCGACGUCCAUGAACUGGCUAUCCUCGAGAAAGACGACAGCGUUCCUAAAACCGAUGAUUCUGCCAAGUUCGGCACUGGUAACAUUACUGCCACUGUCAAGGCCAUUGUCUACGACAAAAAGUUCCUCACUUCCACCCAGGAUAUCCCCGAAGACGCAACCUUUGGUGUCAUCUUGGACAAGACCAGCUUCUACGCUGAAUCCGGUGGUCAGGAAUAUGACACUGGAAACAUUGUCAUUGAUGGUGCUGCCGACUUUGAAGUCACCAACGUCCAAGUCUACAACGGUUACGUCGUGCACACUGGUCACCUCAAAUAUGGGCAGCUCGAUGUUGGCAGCGAGGUCAUCUCUUCGUAUGACGAGCUCCGACGAUGGCCCCUUCGCAACAACCACACCGCGACCCACAUUCUCAACUUUGCAUUACGGGAGGUUUUGGGCGACCAUGUCGACCAGAAAGGCUCCCUCGUCGCUCCUACCAAGCUCCGAUUCGACUUUUCGCAUAAAGCUGGCAUCACACUUCCCGAAUUGACCAAGAUUGAGUCUAUGAGCAUCGAUUGGAUAAAGAAGAACGUCAAGGUGUAUGGCAAAGACCUUGACCUCAACUUGGCCCAAAAGAUCCCUGGACUCCGUGCGGUAUUUGGAGAGACGUACCCUAACCCUGUCCGGGUUGUUACGCUCGAGUAUUCCGUGGACGAGAUUGCGGCGGAUAUCGAGAAUCCCAAGUGGAGACAGACUUCUAUCGAGUUCUGCGGUGGAACCCAUGUUGCAAAGACUGGUGAUAUCAAGGGUUUCGUCAUCACGGAAGAGUCUGGUAUUGCCAAGGGUAUCAGGCGUAUCAUUGCUGUCACUGGCCAUGAAGCUGCCGAGGUUACUCGUGUCGCUCAGGCUCUUGAAGAAAAGCUUAACCAAGCCGAUGCUCUGGACGGCAAGGCCAAGGAUGCUGCUUUGAAGGCAUUGACUGUGGAACUCGGUCAAGCCGAUAUUUCCGUUCUCAAGAAGGCGGAACUGAAGGACAAGUUGAAUGCCAUGCGCAAGGCGUUUGACAAGGCAGUCAAAGAGAAGGAAGCUGCUGCUGGGAAGAAAGCUCUUGAGGACUUCCAGAAGCACUUUGUCGAGAACCCCAACGCCCAAGUGUAUAUUGCUUUGGUCGAGGCUGGGGGAAAUGCCAAGCUCUUGCAAAGUAUCGCCACCGCUGCCCGCAAGGCAGAAAAGUCGAUUUACGUUUUCAGCCAUGAUGCAGAGCAGGGCAAAGUUCCCCAUGUCAACUACGUUGCACCAAAUUUAAAGGCUCAGGGUGUUGAUGCACGACAAUGGGCUGCAAAGGUCACUGACCUUAUUGGUGGCAAGGCUGGAGGAAAAGAGGAGAGUGCGCAGGGUGUUGGGUCGGAGGCCAGCAAACUCCAGGAGGCCAUCGCAGCUGCUAGGCAGCAUGUUGAGAAGUACUUGUAAAAUCCGCAACGUACUUAGAUUGCAUGGGGCGUGAGUGUAUUGGUAUAGAGCUUUGUGCGUCCAUCUGUUUUCGUGCUUUUUAGUCGCUUUUAUAAUGGGAGAAUUUGCUUUCGCCGGGCUC
Messenger RNA from Coprinopsis cinerea okayama7#130, 3028 nucleotides. Its product is annotated as tRNA synthetase class II. NCBI's taxonomy places the organism in Eukaryota, Fungi, Basidiomycota, Agaricomycetes, Agaricales, Psathyrellaceae. The record is from RefSeq and is a predicted model, not a curated record. Gene Ontology annotation, molecular function: amino acid binding; nucleic acid binding; alanine-tRNA ligase activity. Gene Ontology annotation, cellular component: mitochondrion; cytoplasm. Gene Ontology annotation, biological process: tRNA modification; alanyl-tRNA aminoacylation. The transcript is spliced from 11 exons. Bases 1 to 2907 code for a protein of 968 amino acids.